GCCAGUCCAUACCAGCGAGCAAACGGUUCAUCUUCAAUGCUCCAGCCCAGCUUAGCUCAGUACGAUAAAUACCGUUCAAGUGGUGGGUCUGUUUUGGAGCAACAGAAUAGAAUCGAAAUUGCUGCUAGAGGAACAGCGAAGGCUUUUAGGAUCACCGUGAACCCAACUUUCUAUUUUGGAUAAUACAGACUCUUUACUGGGUCGAGAGCGGUUUUAUCUGUGUUCUUUACGCGACGUUAACGGUAAUUAAAAACCAAAGCGCAACAUGGGGUUCAAGACGAAAAUUAUGAAGGUGGGCCUGUUUGUGAUGAUUUUGGCCGUUCUACCGGGGCUGCCCCCAUAUCCGACGUUUCCCUUCAAGUCGUUCAGUGUUACCCCUUCUCGACCCCUGGAGGGCGUUCUUGCCCCAAAUCAACUCCUAAACAACGCAGAACACUACCUGAAAGAUCAACUGCUAGCUCCGGAAACCAUUCUAGUGAGGGGUAACACAACGUACGCUUCGGUAUACGGUGGCAGGAUACUGGAAAUAUCCGGCAACGAUCAGAUUCGAGUGGUUACCAAAUUCGGAAAGGAAUGUCAGGGCACCUACGACGAGCGAGAAUGCGGCCGCCCCCUUGGAAUGGCAUUCGACACACAAGGCAACAAUCUGAUUGUGGUCGAAGCAUAUACAGGUAUCUGGCAAGUGCAGAUAAAAACUGGCGAACGCAAGCAGUUGAUCUCGCUGGACCGUGUAAUCGAAGGCGGCAAAGUGUCCAGAAAACCCAAAAUGCCCAACGGUAUAGCGGUUGCAAAGAAUGGUGACGUUUACUGGUCGGAUACAUCGUCUGAUUUUGUGUUCGAAAACGCGAUGAUGGCAAUGCUGGUGAAUCCUUCCGGCAGGUUGAUCCAGUACUCGCGAUCAACCGGUAAAAAUCAGGUGCUAAUAGAUGAAGUCUACGGGGCUAACGGUGUUGCACUGAGUCGUGACGAAAGCUUUGUUUUAGUUGGCGAACUCGGAGGUCAACUUAUUCGGCGAUAUUACCUGAAAGGUCCGAAAGCGGGCACACAUGACAUAUUCGCUGACAGGCUGCCUGGAUCGGUGGACAACUUGCUGGCCGACGAAAGUGGCAUUUGGGUUGCGAUCGUGAUCGCGGCCGAUAAGGAAAAUCCUUCCUUGCUAGCGAUGCUAGCUCCUUUCCCGAAUUUGAGAAAAUUCGUCGUUCGAAUGUUGACCCUCAUCGAGCUUCCCUUUGAGUUUGUCUAUCAGAAGACGGGAAAUCACCUGGCUCUGCACGCGUCGAACUUCGUCGGAAACCUAGCCAGCAUAAAGGCACUGUUUCCUAAGCGAGGAACCGUCCUGCGAAUGGAUUGGCAGGGCAAUAUUGUGGCGGCUUUACACAGUGACGAUGGCGUUACGAAUAUGAUAGCGCAUGCCGCCCAAAGCGGGGAGCACCUACUGCUGGGUACACCAAUUUAUCCAUGGAUUGCGAAGGUACGACUCAGUGAGGAGAUUCUGAAGAUGGUAGGAACGUUCGUGCCGCAAAAGGACACCGUUAAGAAGGUGGUGGUGGAGAAAAAACAUGAGUCGAAGGUAAAACAUGAGUUGUAAGAAUUUUGGUUGCUGCUUUAAUAGUUAUAAUAAAUUGUUUAUUGGUUAAAAGUGUGUGUAAUGUGCAAGUAUUUGGUUCUGAAGGAAGUUUCAGUAUGUCAUGUAGUAAUAAACAAGAAAAUUUCUUCAUAAAUAA
This is a messenger RNA of Wyeomyia smithii (pitcher-plant mosquito), 1724 nucleotides long. Its product is annotated as adipocyte plasma membrane-associated protein Hemomucin-like. The transcript has 3 exons. The coding region runs from base 266 to 1588 and encodes 440 amino acids. Gene Ontology annotation, molecular function: strictosidine synthase activity. The record is from RefSeq and is a predicted model, not a curated record. Gene Ontology annotation, biological process: biosynthetic process. NCBI's taxonomy places the organism in Eukaryota, Metazoa, Arthropoda, Insecta, Diptera, Culicidae.